AUGGGAAGAAAAACACCAAAGGUCAAAAAUACGCCACCACCAAAAACUGAACCACCACCACCACCUCCAGUUGCAGUUCCAGAUAUUAGCGAAAUUCCUGCUAAAUUGAAUGAAAUUAUGAAAAUUCCAAAUCAAUUUGAAGCAUUUGUCAAUACAACAGCAUUAUUACACCAAUAUCCGAUGUGUUCUGACUUAUUUUUGCGUCUUUUACUCACUCAAUUCUCAGCAAUUUCAGAUGACAAAAUUCCAAUGGCAGCUCCUCUAUUUUUAGACUCAUUAGUACGAAACAAACACAUUAUUCAAUUCACCACAUUGUAUAAUACUUUAUACGAGAACGGAAAAGAGAAUGAAAUAUGGAGAUUUGUACCUGCGUAUGAAUUAUCUGCCGAAAUGAUACCAUGUUAUAAACAAUGCAAAUUGAGUAUGGAUGAUAUACGUAGAAUUCUUCAAACUACACCUCUUGUUGAUAAGCAAAUAUGCUCUAUUCUCUAUCAAUUUCCAGAACUUGCUUCAAUUGUAUACGAAGUUGUAGGUUCUUCUGCAACUCCGUUCAUUAUUGAUAUAUUAGAUAAAUUAUCAUCAGAUCAGCUUAAAGUACUUCAAAAAUUAACAAAUAAUACAGGAUCUAAUUUGGAUGCCAUCCUUUGCCAGAGAUUAGAUUACAAAUAUGAUACAGAAAAUAUACAAGAACCAUUUAUACUCUAUCAACGUGCUAAAAAUUCUGAAGAUUGGGUUCAAGCAACAGAAAUUUCCAAAAUUCUUGGUUUGGAUUACGAAUUCUUACAAUGCAAGAGUCAUGUUGAAGGUGUAGAAGGUCUUCCAUUGCAAUUAUUAAAGCCAGUUCUUGAAGCUCAUGAACAAAAAGAUUUAAUUGAUAAUAUGUCAAACAAUUUAAGAUUUUCUCAUGAAAAUCAAGCAUUUUCAGAUUUUGCAAAUGUAGCCAAUGCAAUUUCAUCUCAGAUUGAAGAAGAUAAUGAACAAUUAAACAAUAAUUUCGCCACAAAUAAGGCUUUCAUUGACCAAUUGAUCGAAAACAAUCCAAAGAAUGGUGAUGACACUGAAAUACUUAUUACCAACAAAUGCGGCAUAUGUAGAAAGCUCCUAGGACAUGGACAAGUGUUUGCUUUCCCUUGUGGACACCAAUUCCACAAAGAUUGUUUGGAUGAUGUAGAAUACGAACUUUCUGGCAAAGAAAGCAGCAUUAUUCAUAUGCCAAAUGUAACAGAUGAAUGUCCAAUUUGCGGAUUGAAUUCUGCAGCAUCUGUACAUUUGUCAUUAAUUCCAAACUCAUUCACACCAGAAUUUUGGUCAUUAAAAUGCUAA
This is a messenger RNA of Trichomonas vaginalis G3, 1323 nucleotides long. RefSeq names its product RING/U-box family. The coding region runs from base 1 to 1323 and encodes 440 amino acids. Lineage: Eukaryota; Parabasalia; Trichomonadida; Trichomonadidae. The record is from RefSeq and is a predicted model, not a curated record. The transcript has a single exon.